UUGCUUUCUUCGCCACCACCCCACCACACUCGACUUCCCACCCCAUCUCUCAUCCAUCCAGUCACUCAACCACUCCAAAAUGUCCGCAGCAGACACAACAGAAGCAACUGCCCCCGCGCCGGCGCGCGCGUCGAACGGCACGCCCAUCCCAGAGGACAAGGCCGCGCAGGUGGCGCGGCUCCUCGCCGAGGGCAAGAAGGCGCUUGCCCUCAAGCAGUGGGAGGAGGCAGUCGAGAAGCACGCGUCAGCCUUGCAGAUUCAGGACGAAGCAGGCGUGGACCAGCUCGACGUGAGCAAGGCGCCGCUGCUGUUCAACUAUGGCCGCGCGCUCUUCGAGCUCGCGCUGUCACAGCAGGGCGUUAUGGGGAAGGAGGAGGUUGCGAAGGGGACGGGGACGGUAGAUGAGGACAAGGAGAAGGCGGGCAAGUUCGUGUUUGAGGGUGAUGGAGACGAGGACGGGGAAGAAGAGGAGGGCGAGGGUGAGGGCGAGGAGCAGGAUGGCGCCGAUGGCGAGGGCGGCGACGAGGAAGAAGACCUGCCUGAGGACGACUUCAAUGCGGCGUGGGAGGUGCUGGAUGUCGCGCGAACGAUUUACGAGCGCGAGAUCGCCAGGAAGGGCGCGGACAACGCGCGCGACGACAGGAUGAGCUUGGCUGAGUGCUACCUCUUCCUGGGCGACAUCAGUUGUGAGACAGAAAAGUUCGACCAGGCAGUCCUGGAUUAUAGGGCAGCACUGGAGAUCAAGACGGCGCUCCUUCCACCUUCAUCGCGUGCGCUCGCGUCCGCGCACUACCAGCUCUCGACGGCGUUGGAGCUGACGUCUGCCGGGCGUCCGGCGGCGCUUGAGCACGUGCAGGCCGCUUUGGACGGGUUCAAGGCGCGCGCGGAGGAGGUGCGCCGCGCCAUCGCGGGCGAGACGACGACCGAGGACCUGGCGCGCAUGACUGAGCGCGAGCGCGAGGCCGAGCUCAAGGACGUCAGCGAGCUCAUCGGCGACCUUGAGGUCAAGAUUGACGAGCUCAAGGCAGCGCCGGUGCGCGAGGACCUGGUUAGUGGCACGAUUAACCACCUUCUCGGCGGAAUUGGCGGAGAAGUCAAGCAGGACGCGGGCCCUGUGAACGAUCUCACGUCUAUGGUGCGGAAGAAGAAGCGCCCCGCGCCCGAGGCGCCUGCGGCGGCCGAGGACAAGAGUGAGAAGAAGCCUAGGGUGUAGUAGCAGCAGAAGUAGAUGGUCUGGUUGCCUUUUUCGUUCGUUCGCCACGCGGUCUACCGCGGGCAUUGAGUAGUUCACAGCAUGCACGUUGUUGGCGUUAAUGGCGG
Molecule: messenger RNA, 1320 nt
Organism: Cutaneotrichosporon oleaginosum
Lineage: Eukaryota; Fungi; Basidiomycota; Tremellomycetes; Trichosporonales; Trichosporonaceae
Source: RefSeq, a predicted model, not a curated record